This is a messenger RNA of Antrostomus carolinensis (chuck-will's-widow), 1344 nucleotides long. It is a transcript of the gene NEK10, whose product is annotated as NIMA related kinase 10. The transcript has 13 exons. The annotation marks the transcript as partial. Gene Ontology annotation, biological process: positive regulation of MAP kinase activity; regulation of cell cycle G2/M phase transition; protein phosphorylation. NCBI's taxonomy places the organism in Eukaryota, Metazoa, Chordata, Aves, Caprimulgiformes, Caprimulgidae. The record is from RefSeq and is a predicted model, not a curated record. Gene Ontology annotation, molecular function: protein serine/threonine kinase activity; ATP binding.
CCCUGAAGUUGUAAAGAGUGAGCCGUAUGGAGAGAAGGCUGAUGUCUGGGCUGCAGGAUGCAUCCUUUAUCAGAUGGCAACUCUGAACCCACCAUUUUACAGCACCAAUAUGCUCUCCUUGGCAACUAAGAUAGUAGGGGCUAUGUAUGAACCUGUGCCAGAAGGACUGUACUCUGAAAAAGUGUCCUUUACUAUUAAGAGGUGCUUGACUCCUGAUGCAGAGGCACGUCCAGACAUAGUGGAGGUCAGUUCACUUCUGUCUAAUGUGAUGAUGAAAUACCUGGAUGUUUUAUCUACCUCUCAUCUCGUGUUGGAAAAUAAACUGGAUCGGGAGAGGAGACGAACACGGAGGUACUUCAUGGAGGCUAAUCAAAAUGCAGCAACCUAUCACCAUCAGCUUUCCAUCUUAUCACAAAAACAUUUUGAAAAGUUGAGUCUUCAUAACCACAGCAGUGGCACAGCCAGUUGCAAAAGUGAAUUUUCAGAAAAUACUGACCUCCCAGAUGAAAGCUGUCAAUCUGCAUGUGGAAAAGAUGAGGAAAGAACAUACGAAGAAAUCCUGGUAGAGGAUCACAGCACUUCAGAGAACUCUGAGAAAGAUAUAAUCUCUGAAUUAGAUGAUGAUCUGGACAUGUUGGACAACUCAAGCAGCCCCAGUUCAAGUCAUUUGAAAGAGUCUGCUUUUGGUAUAAUUAAAGGAAGUUUUAGUGCUUCUGAAAGACGACCUCAGAUUAGAGAUUAUAUUGAAGGCCUGGGAUCAAGACUGCGACCAGCUUUCCUGCCCAUUGAUCUGCCCUUGAGAGUGCCUCCAUUCAUGUGCAGCGCCUACACUAAGAAAAUAGAGGAUUAAUUAGCAGCAGGGUGGCAGUCUUAUAGUCUUCCAGUUGUAGUUCUUUGCAAUAUGAAAAAUCAUGCAUUGGCAGGAAUUGCUGUAUCACAAAGGAAGGUGCAUCAGAUCACUGACCCUGUUCAGCAGAUUCUUACUCAGCUGCACAAAAUUAUCUUCAUCACUCAACUUCCUCCAGCUUUGCAAUGCAACCUGAAAAGGAGAAUCAUUGAGAGAUUCAAGAAGUCCCUGUUCCGUCCACAGAGCAAUCCUUGUAAACUGAAAUCAGAAAUGAAAAAGCUACUGCAAGGUUCUCCUGAACUGAUUGAGCCCAGCUUUUUCACAGCAGAUUGGCAUGUAGUACUUCUCUCUUCGGGUGGAAAUAUGUUGCUUCCAGUUGAUAGAAAAGGUAUUGUUGGCACUUCUGACAUUGCAGAAGGGAUGACAUAUGAACAGUUGCAGACUCUAAUUGAAGAGGUUCUAGAGGAAAGUGGUUAUUACAAUUUCCCUUCUAACAG